Messenger RNA from Metarhizium acridum CQMa 102, 1329 nucleotides. NCBI's taxonomy places the organism in Eukaryota, Fungi, Ascomycota, Sordariomycetes, Hypocreales, Clavicipitaceae. The record is from RefSeq and is a predicted model, not a curated record.
AUGAAGUCGACUUUGCAGUUCUUGGCAUUCGCUGCGCUCGCGGUGCUGCCGUCAACAUGCGCCGCCGACGCAGACGCCAACACCAACAACGAGCCAAAGCCUGACGAGGACGGCAAGUACUGGAUCUAUGGCGACGGCAUCUCUGCCGCCUUUGUUGCCUACGGCGCCUCUGUUUCCAACUUCAUGGUCAAGGACCAGUACGGAAUUGAGCGCGACAUCGUUGCUGGCUUCGACAACGCUUCCUACUACGGCAUUGACAAGCAACACCCUCACUUUGGUGGUGUUCCCGGCCGCUAUGCCAACCGCAUCAAGAACAGCACCUUUGAAAUCGACGGGAAGAAGUAUCACGUCAAGGCGAAUGAGAAUCCCACCAAGAGCCACCCCGACGGUGUCGAUACCCUCCACGGCGGCCCGGAUGGCUGGGACUGGCGCAACUUCACCGUUGUUUCGCACUCCAACCACAGCAUUACCUUUUCCCUGGUUGACCCCGACGGCAAGGAAGGAUUUCCCGGAGAGGUCGUGACUGUCGUAACGUACAGUCUGAACGGACGAGACUGGGAUUUAAAGAUGGUCGCCGAGGCGACGACUAAGAAGACGCCCAUUAUGCUGAGCAGCCACACGUACUGGAACCUGGAUGGCUUUGCGAAUAACCAAACGAGCAAGGUGUUCAACCAUACGCUGCAUAUGCCGUAUGCCGGUUUCCGUGUGGGCGUGGACAACAUCCUCAUCCCGACGGGCGAGUUGUUGCCAAACAAGAAGGGCGGCGUCAAUGACUUCUGGAGCGAGCCCAAGCAGGUUGGAGCCUCGUUCGGGGACGAGGGUAUUGUGAACAACUGCGGGUUCAACUGCACAGGCUACGGUGAGAUUGAUGAAACGAACAGACAGGCGUUAUUCGUUGAUGCUGACAAUGUCCUCGCAGAUAACUGCUUCAUCAACAACCGCGGCGCCAUCGGCCCCUACGACUGGCGCAAGCAAGGCCCCGUCACCACCUUGUCGUCCCCCUGGUCUGGCAUCCAGCUCGAUGUCUUCACUGACCAGGACGCCUUCCAGAUAUACUCGUGCAACGGGCAGAAUGGCACCAUGGCCCUCAAGAGGACGCAGGGCGUGACGGGGGACAACAAGGACAGGUUUCCUCGCACCAUUCCCAAGUAUGGAUGUGUCGUGCUCGAGGUCCAGGAUUACAUUGACGGCAUCAACAACCCUGAGUGGAUGCGUGGAAAGAAGCAGAUUUAUGAGCCUGGCGGUGAUCCGUAUGUGUUACAGGCCAAGUACAGGUUUAGUUUGGUCUCUGAUCAUGAAAAGAAGAAGUGCAAGACUCCGUCGUCGUAG